AUACUAGCCAUGCAAGGAUCAUUAGAAAAUGAAUGUGAUUAAAUUACAAAUAGACCCUUCGAACAAUGAGAAUCUCAUGGUUAUUGUUAUAAUGACUAAAGAUUACAUAAACAUAAAUAACACAAACUAAACAUUUGUAACAACAUCAAAUAUCCUAACCUCCGUACUAUGCACGAAUUUAACGUGUGAAAAAUCGGGCCGGAGAACAAACUGUUUUAAAAUAAACCCAAAAAUUGAAAUAUGAAACGUAUAAUAUAAUCUUAAAUGUAGUAUGAAAUCUCCAAGAAAAUACUAGUAAUAUUCAAUCAUAUGAAGAAAAGCCAUGCAACGGCUGCGAGAACAGAGCCCGAGACAGAGAUCACAAGCGAUGAGGCUCCUGCCGCAGGAGCCGAAGCUUCAGGGCCGUCACUGGCGCCAGUUCCGUCAUCGGAAGAUGGAGACAUUUCUGGAGUCGGAGCUGGCGGAGAGGAGGCGGUAGGUGCGUCAGAGGAGCUGGUAGGACCUUCGGAAGAAUCACCGGAGCUUGAGUCAGGGCUUGAAGCCGGAGUUUUGGCUGAUGAUGACUUUGGAGAUGGGGAAGAUGGGGAAGGGCUUGGAGUUCCGGUGGAAUUUUUCUUGGCCAUGGUUGGAGCAGCUGUAGGCGGUGAGGUUGGGGCGGAGGCCGUGGGUGAUUUUGGGGAUGCUGCGGCGGCGGGAGAAGGAGAGGUAGAGUUCUUUUCGCCGUUGGCUUUCGGUGCGUUUGCCGGUGUUGGAGGAUCGGCGGCCAAGACGGCGGUGAUGGCCAAGGCAGCCACGGCGAGAGAUAGGAGUUUAAGUGUCAUUGUCAUUUUGUGGUGAAUGUGAAUUGCUUUUGUGGUGAUUAAUUAUGUAUUUUUGUGGUUUAUGAUUAGUGCUAAAAAAGAUUAAAAAGAAGAAAAGAGUUAUUUU
Arabidopsis thaliana (thale cress) is the source of this 927-nucleotide messenger RNA. RefSeq lists its product as uncharacterized. The record is from RefSeq and is marked reviewed. The coding region runs from base 310 to 837 and encodes 175 amino acids. Lineage: Eukaryota; Viridiplantae; Streptophyta; Magnoliopsida; Brassicales; Brassicaceae. The transcript has a single exon.